Messenger RNA from Gallus gallus (chicken), 5019 nucleotides. RefSeq names its product protocadherin beta-15-like. NCBI's taxonomy places the organism in Eukaryota, Metazoa, Chordata, Aves, Galliformes, Phasianidae. Gene Ontology annotation, cellular component: plasma membrane. Gene Ontology annotation, biological process: homophilic cell-cell adhesion. The record is from RefSeq and is a predicted model, not a curated record. Gene Ontology annotation, molecular function: calcium ion binding. The transcript is spliced from 2 exons. The coding region runs from base 183 to 2690 and encodes 835 amino acids.
GGCCGCAGCGCGCUUGCAGGCGCAGGCGCCCAGAAGAGCCGUGCGAGCUGCUGGGGAAGGAAAGUGCGGCGGGGCACGGAGCCGGGAGUUCGGGGUUUUGGGACCGUGCUGCUGGGAAAGGCGGCUUUCGGUUGGCGAGCGGCAGCGCCGUGCGUCGGGGCCGGCGAGAAAAACUGCGAGCUAUGAAAGGCCGGCUGUGGCGGAGAGGGACGGCGAGCGGGAGGCGGAGCGGCGGCGGCGGCGAGAGGCAAGUGCUGCUGUGGCUCGUGUGCGUUUGCGUGUGGGAGAGCGGGGCCGAAACGCUGCGCUAUUCGGUGGCGGAGGAAAUGGCGAGGGACUCGUUGGUGGGCAACGUCGCCCAGGACCUGGGGCUUUCUCCGAGCCAGCUCGCGGCUCGCAAGGCGCGCGUGGUGUCCGAGGGGAGCGAGCAGCAUUUCCGCCUCGAUCCGCACAGCGGCGUCCUGACGGUCACGGAGACGCUGGACCGAGAGCGGAUCUGUCCGCACAGCGAGAGCUGCGCGCUCUUGUUUAAGCUUUUCUUUGAGAACCCGGUGCAGCUGAUCCGCGGGGAGGUGGAGGUUCGGGACGUGAACGACCACUCCCCCGUGUUCCCGCAGAAGGAGGUGGUUCUGGACAUACCCGAAACGGCAUCUCCGGGAUCUCGGUUCGCACUCGUAAAAGCAAAAGAUGAGGACGUGGGGAUUAACGGUUUACAGAAUUACAGCCUAUCCAGAAAUUCCCAUUUCUCCCUUGCUCUCGAAAAAGGGAAAGGAGGAGCUGAAUUCGUGAAGCUCGUCCUGCAGAGGCCUUUGGACCGCGAGGAGCAGCGGGAGCUGCAUUUGGUGCUCACGGCCACGGACGGGGGCUCGCCGCCCAGGUCGGGCACGGCUCAGGUCCGGGUGGUGGUGCUGGAUGCCAACGACAACAUGCCGGUGUUCUCGCGGGAGGUGUACGAGGUGCGCGUGGCCGAGAACAGCCCCCCGGGGCAGCUGGUGGUCCGGGUGUCGGCCGCGGAUCCCGACGAAGGCUCCAACGGCAAAUUGCGGUACGAGUUCACUGAGAUGUCAGAGCGGUCCAGCCAGGUCUUUCAGCUUAACUCUGAAACCGGGGAGAUCCGGGUCUGGGGAAACUUGGAUUUCGAGGAAGCAGACGACCACGAUAUUGAGGUCAAAGCCACAGACGGGGGUGGUCUGUCUGCGCACUGCAAAGUGCACGUGGAGGUGCUGGACGUGAACGACAACGCCCCGGAGAUCGCGCUGAGCUCCGUGAGCGCCUCCAUCCCCGAGGACGCCCCGCCCCGCACCGUGGUGGCCCUGCUGAGCGUGCGGGACCGCGACUCCGGCGACAACGGGCGGACGGAGUGCGCCAUCGAGGGCGACGUGCCGUUCAGCCUGACGGCCGCUUUCGCCAACCACUACGAGCUGCGCACCAGCGCGGCCCUGGACAGGGAGACGACGGCCGAGUACAACGUGAGCAUCGUGGCCACGGACUGGGGCCGGGCGCGGCUGAGCGCUCGCGAAAGCGUGUCGGUGCGCAUCGCCGACGUGAACGACAACGCGCCGCGCUUCACGCAGGCGGCGUACAGCAUGUCGGUGAGCGAGAACGAGGCGGGCGCGGUGCGGAUCGGCAGCGUGAAGGCGACGGACGCGGACGCGGGCGCGAACGGGCGCGUGAGGUACGCGCUGGUGCGGGAGGAGGGCGAGGAGCGGCCCGCCGUGUCGGUGGACGCCGAGAGCGGGGCCGUGUCCGUCGUGCGGCCGCUGGACUACGAGGAGGUGCGCGCCGUGGAGGUGACGGUGCGCGCCGCCGACGGGGGCUCGCCGCCGCGGAGCGCCACGGCGCUGCUGCGGGUGCUGGUGCGGGACGAGAACGACAACGCGCCCGUGGUGCUGCACCCGCCGGCCGACGGCGGCGCGGCGCUGGGCGAGCUGGUGCCGCGGCGGGCGCGGGCGGGCUACCUGGUGGCCAAGGUGGUGGCGGUGGACGCGGACGCGGGGCAGAACGCGUGGCUGUGCUACGAGCUGGCCAAGGCGACGGAGCCGGGGCUGUUCCGCGUGGGGCUGCACAGCGGCGAGGUGCGCACGGCGCGGGCCGUGGGCGAGCGCGACGCGGCCCGGCACAGGCUGGUGGUGCUGGUGCGGGACCGCGGGCGGCCGCCGCGCUCCGCCAGCGCCACCCUCGCCGUCGCCCUGGCCGACGGCUUCUCGGAAGGCCACCUGCGGGCGAGCGAAGAGGCGCCGGCCGCCGAGCCCGACGGCCGCCUCACCCUCUACCUCAGCGUCUGCUUGGCCUGCGUGUCCGCGCUCUUCGUGGCCGGCGCGGCGGCCGCCGUGGCCGCCAAGGUGCGGCGGGCCCGGCGGGGCGAGCCGGGGACCUUGCCCACCUUCCCGCAGUCCGCCGCCGACAGCAGCGCCGGCUCCCUGCCCCGCAGCUACGUCUACGACGUCCGCCUCGCCGCCGGCACCGUCAACAGCGAGUUCCGCUUCCUCGGGCCGCUCUUGCCCUGCUUCCCCGCCGGGCUGCCGCAGGGCGCGGCCGAGCAGCGGAGCUCGCUCUGCUCGGCCGGCCUCGGGCAAGAAGAAGGCGACUGGGCUGUGCAGGGCCGAGCUCCCCUCUCUGAAGGCACGGCUCCCGGGGCAGCAGAGGAGAAUGCCAGUUUGGAUCAAAGCCCCUGGCUCAGCCAUCAGUAAGGGAGGAGGCGGAGCAGCAUCUCGAUCCUCGUGGGCUGAUAUCUUCGAAGUGAAAUGAAGGAGAGACCAAACACGCGCCAAAAAUGUACCAGGGAAAUGCUGUACUGCUCUGUGAGAGUGCAAGGACACUCCUCUUAACCAGUACUUCAUGUACUAAUUCUGAAAUUUUGAUAACUUUGGCGGAUGUUGCAUGCUGGGAACACUGAGCUUUGAUAUCUAAUUGUUGUAGUGCUAUUGCUGCUUAGUGUUUAGUGUAAAUGGGGAAACAAUAUUCUUAUAUUCACGCUAUCAUUUUCUUACAUGUGCUUUUUCUUACAUGCAUUCAUUUUUGUUGUCAAGUGGAAUCUGUACUCAUGUAAUCUAUACCAUGCCAGGCUGUGUAGCACUUAAUCAGACCAGAAUGUUUCCAGCAAAGGCAUUCUUGAGUAACACUGAGGAGCUGGCUGCCUUUCAGAUGGCUGACGUUCACACACUGCACAACCAACCAGGAGUUCAGCAGUUCCCCACACUGUAAAGAGUCCUCUUUGAGCACUGUAUUUGCAUUGGGUUUGGUUUGGCUUGUUUCCCAACCUGAAGUCUAAAUGAAUGGUUCUUGAGCAUUUCAGAAUUAUAGAAUAUAGAUAUGAAGAGAUAAUAAAACAUUCAAAGCCGCGUGCUAUUUCCCAUUGCUCACGUAUUUCCUGGAGUUGAAUGUUUGGUCACAGAAACCAAUAAAAUCUGCUGAGAAAUCUGUCAGAAGAUGAGCUUCAAUCUUAUGUACAAAGUUAUUAUUGUAGUGAAAAGGUGCGUUAAGCAUCACUGUUGCUGUUACAGCCUUCUCCACCUGAAGCUGAAGGGUCACGUGUCCCUGUGAAAUGAGGGCAGUGAUUGUGAGAAGUGUCUGGGGAAGCUCUUCUCUGUCCAGAUCUGUUCCCUACUAUAGUGGUGCCAGCGGUCAGGUUACAAUAAAAGAAGGGUACGGGUCCACCUUCCUCACUCUGAGGUCCCGAGGACGAAUCAGGAGCAGUGGUAGGAGCAUAAGGAAGCAGAUACCAGGUGGUAUGUUGUGUGGGAGGAUGGGUACGGCAGACAACAUAGCAACAGCAUAACUGAUAUCAGUCUAUUUCCCCUCCGUUGCUGUCAGAAUUUCCACAUGCUCUGCCCACUUUUUACUACUGACAUUAAUACACAUUAGUAGUUGUGAGGAAGGCUUCUGGUUCUCUUCUCCGCUCGCUGUUUCAUGAAAGCUUUUAUGUUAUGCUUUGCUGAGGUCCUUAUUUCGUGUUUUAACAGGGCUAUAGGAUACUUGUAGGGUUUUGAUAUUGUUUUGUCCAGGUCAGAGCUGUUGUCCCCCUCGUCUUUGAUUCUGGGUACGGAAGAGUGGUCUACCAUUCAUGUUGUAUAAGAUGAACAUUCUCAGCUUGUCAUUGACACCUGCUUCCCGUUAAUGCCCCAUGUAUGCCCCAUGUCAGCCCACCACUAUGUUCCCUGCAGGGCCGAGCUCCCCUCUCUGAAGGCACGGCUCCCGGGGCAGCAGAGGAGAAUGCCAGUUUGGAUCAAAGCCCCUGGCUCAGCCAUCAGUAAGGGAGGAGAAGGAGCAGCAUCUCAGGCCUCGUGGGCUAAUAUGUUUGAAACAGAAUGAAGGAGACACCACCAUUGCAACAAAAAUUACCAGGGAAGCAGAAAUCGGUUCUGCAAGAAGCCAAGGACAGUCUCCUCUGAUGCUGUAUUUUAUUCAUGUAACAGUUUUGGCUUCUUCUUUUUUUUUUUUUUUUUUUUUUUUUACAUUUGGAUUUGGGUGCAUGCUGGGAAUAAUGAUAUACGAUGUCUAAUUGAGAUAGUCCUUUUUUCUCCUAAGUAUUAAAUGAAGAAUGGGAAACAAAUUCUAACCUUCAAGAUACCAUUCUUUGUACAUCAGGUUUUAGGCAUUCUUUUUUGUUACCUUUUUUUUGUUAUCAGUUUUUGUGUUAUCUGGGCUCUGGAAUAAUACGAUCUAUUUGAUACCAGGCUGUGUAGCUAUUAAUCAAAGCUGAAUUUUGCCAGUACUCUUUAACAACACUAAGAAGCUGGCUGCCAUAGAGAUGGCUGACAUUCACACAGUGCACAUUCAAUCAGGUGUUCCCUGGUUCUGCAUGCUGCACUGAGUGGUCUUUGAGCACUGUAUUCAUUCUUGGAUUGGUUUGGUUCCAUCAUAAAGCCUAAAUGAAUGGUUGUAGAAAAUUUCAUUAUUAUUGAUUAUAAGAUAAUAAAAUAUUCAAAGCAAUGUGCUAUUUCACCUUGCUCACGUAUUUCCUGGAGUUGAAUGUCUGGUCACAGAAACCAAUAAAAUCUGUUGAGACAUCUGUCAGAA